Molecule: messenger RNA, 4674 nt
Organism: Hemibagrus wyckioides
Lineage: Eukaryota; Metazoa; Chordata; Actinopteri; Siluriformes; Bagridae
Gene: grm4
Product: glutamate receptor, metabotropic 4
Exons: 11
Coding region: 676-3423 (915 amino acids)
Biological process (GO): regulation of synaptic transmission, glutamatergic; G protein-coupled glutamate receptor signaling pathway
Cellular component (GO): membrane
Molecular function (GO): adenylate cyclase inhibiting G protein-coupled glutamate receptor activity
Source: RefSeq, a predicted model, not a curated record
ACCGCCGCCUUCUCUACAUUGUAGAUAAGCCGCCGUUAGUCAUGACUCAGUGAGCGGACAGUGGAGAAAAUGGAAAGUGCUCACGGCUCGAGAGCGUUUCAGCACCACUUCAGCUGGACAGCGCAACAGCUUCUUUUUCGCUUUUUCUUCUCUUUUUUUCCAAACAGGAUCCCGAGGUGGGGGAUUUCUUUUUGAAUUGCACGAGCACCCGUGAUGGAGUUCGUCGAACAGGAAGAAGGCGCAACAUCAUCCGAUUAACAAGACAUAAAACAUUCUGCUUUGGUCCGAGUCUGAAAAGAUGAUGCAGGAAGUCUUGUAAAGCAUUACGCAGUAAAGCAGCCAGCAGCACCGGACAGAACGAAAGUAGCUCAUUGGUGGACAAAGCUCUGUGGGCCCCAGGGACCACUGUUCAUCUCCUUUGGAAAAAAAUAUCCUUUGGACUGCAAAUCUAGUGGAACAGAAGGAUCCUUGAUUUAUGGUUAGCCUGUAAGCCCAGCUAGAGGUGUCUUCAUGGAGGGAAAAAGAGAGGUGUGGCAGAACUGGUGAUACUCUCCAACCGACUACUUCACAAAUCUCACAAGACACUUCUUCAUGGACUCCUAUAGACGCCAUCUAUAAAGUAAGCAGCAGUUUUGAUUAAAAAAGAGAGAACUGAGUAAAUACCGGGCUGCUGAAAUGUCUCUUUCCUUGCUCAGCGUUGGUGGGAGGACCAUCCAUCUUGGUUUGUGUUUGUUGAUUUUUCUGAAUCUCUUCCUGCUCACGUUGGAAGCAAGACCCAAGGGCCCUGGCCAUACACACUUAAACUCAAUUCGCAUUGAUGGAGACAUCUCCCUGGGAGGCCUGUUUCCAGUUCAUGCGCGAGGUCACAAUGGAAAGCCCUGUGGGGAACUGAAGAAGGAGAAGGGCAUCCAUCGUUUGGAAGCCAUGCUUUUUGCUCUGGACCGCAUCAACAAUGACCAUGAGCUUCUCCCUAAUAUCACCCUGGGGGCCCGUAUUCUUGACACCUGUUCGCGAGACACACAUGCUCUGGAGCAGUCGCUCACUUUCGUCCAAGCACUCAUAGAGAAGGAUGGAACAGAUGUGAAAUGUCAGGGAGGGGGAUCACCCAUCAUCACCAAGCCAGAGAGAGUUGUGGGAGUGAUUGGGGCUUCUUCUAGCUCCGUGUCCAUCAUGGUGGCUAACAUCCUCCGCCUGUUUAAGAUCCCUCAAGUGAGCUAUGCUUCCACAGCACCAGAGCUGAGUGACAACACACGCUAUGAUUUCUUCUCUCGAGUGGUUCCUCCAGACACCUACCAGGCCCAGGCAAUGGUGGACAUUGUGCGACACAUGGGGUGGAACUACGUUUCUACUGUAGCAUCCGAGGGAAAUUAUGGAGAAAGCGGGGUGGAUGCAUUCAUCCAGAAGUCCCGUGAGGAUGGAAGCGUCUGCAUCUCCCAGUCAGUUAAGAUCCCCCGUGAGCCCAAAGCAGGUGAAUUUGACAAGAUAAUUCAUCGCCUGGUAGAAAACCCAAAUGCCAGAGUGGUCAUUAUUUUUGCAAAUGAGGAUGAUAUAAGGAGGCUGCUGCAGGCAGCAAAGAAAGGCAAUUUAACUGGUCACCUCUUGUGGGUAGGAUCAGAUAGCUGGGGUUCUAAAAUUUCUCCUGUGCUCCACCAAGAGGAGAUGGCUGAGGGAGCUGUGACUAUCCUACCUAAGCGCCAGUCCAUUAAAGGAUUUGAUCGUUAUUUCACCAGCCGGACACUAGAAAAUAACAGGAGGAACAUCUGGUUUGCUGAGUUCUGGGAGAACAACUUCAACUGCAAGCUCAAUCGACAUGCCUUGAAGAAAGGAUCGGGCAUAAAGAAAUGCACAAAUCAAGAGAGGAUUGGAAAAGACUCAGCCUAUGAACAGGAGGGAAAAGUAAUGUUUGUGAUCGAUGCUGUGUACACCAUGGCCCAUGCUCUCCAUAACAUGCACAAAGACCUUUGCCCUGCCAAGUUGGGACUUUGCUCCAGAAUGGACCCCAUCGAUGGAAGCCUCCUGUUAAAGUACAUCCGUGAAGUGAAGAUAACAGGCAUAGCUGGCAAUCCAGUACAGUUCAAUGAGAAUGGGGAUGCUCCUGGUCGCUAUGAUAUCUACCAAUAUCAGAUAAAUAACAAAACAGCAGAGUACAAAAUCAUUGGCCACUGGACUGACCAGCUCCAUCUUAAUAUACCCGAGAUGCAGUGGCCAGGUGGUAUAAAGCAAAUACCUUCCUCCAUCUGUAGUCAGCCUUGUAAACCAGGCUGGCGUAAGAAGGUUGUAAAGGGCAUCCCAUGCUGCUGGCAUUGCGAACGCUGUGAUGGCUACCAGUACCAGGCAGACGCGUUCACCUGUAAAAUGUGCCGCUUUGACUUGCGCCCCAACAGGAACCAUACAGGCUGCCAGCCAAUCCCAAUCAUCAAGUUGGAAUGGAGCUCACCAUGGGCUGUCAUACCUGUACUCCUGGCCAUCAUGGGCAUUAUGGCUACAUUGUUUGUGGUGGUCACCUUCAUACGCUACAAUGACACUCCAAUCGUGAAGGCAUCAGGAAGGGAGCUCAGCUAUGUCCUACUUACAGGCAUCUUUCUUUGCUAUGCCACUACAUUCCUGAUGAUAUCAUCUCCUGAUGUCGGUAUCUGCUCACUCCGGCGCAUUUUCCUAGGACUGGGGAUGAGUAUUAGCUAUGCUGCUUUGCUAACCAAGACCAACCGUAUUUAUCGUAUUUUUGAGCAGGGAAAGAUGUCAGUGAGUGCCCCACGCUUCAUAAGCCCCGCAUCCCAAUUGUUGAUCACAUUCAGUCUGAUCUCAGUUCAGCUAUUAGGUGUUUGUAUUUGGUUUGUAGUGGACCCUCCUCAAGCUUUUGUUGACUAUGAGGACCAGCGCAUGGCAAAUCCAGAGCUUGCACGGGGUGUGCUCAAGUGUGACAUCUCUGACUUGUCACUCAUCUGCCUGCUAGGGUACAGCAUGCUGCUAAUGGUCACAUGCACAGUCUAUGCCAUAAAGACACGUGGGGUGCCUGAGACCUUCAAUGAGGCGAAGCCCAUCGGCUUCACCAUGUAUACCACCUGCAUUAUCUGGCUGGCCUUCAUACCCAUCUUCUUCGGCACGUCACAGUCCACGGAAAAGAUGUACAUCCAGACAACAACUCUAACCAUCUCAGUGAGUCUGAGCGCUUCUGUGUCUCUGGGACUGCUCUAUAUCCCCAAAAUCUAUGUGGUGCUCCUCCACCCUGAGCAAAAUGUGGCUAAGCGGAGCACACGCAGCUUGAAGGCUGUGGUCACUGCCGCCACCAUGUCCAACAAAUUCAACCCGAAGGCCAGCCUGCGGCCUAAUGGAGAAGCCAAGACCGAGCUGUGUGAGAACCUGGAAACUCAAGGCCUUAGCCCCAAACAAACAUACAUCAGCUAUAGCAACCAUGCAAUCUAACAAAAAGUAAAAAAAAAAAAGGCUGAUUCCUAAGAGUGACUUGUGGAAGACAGCCUCAUAAGGUGAACCAAUCUUCUGGUUUCCAGAUGGAGGAGAGAUUUGAACAGAGCCUGCUGACUCCAUACAUACCUUCUGGUCUAAGAAGAUCAUGAGAAGACCCUGAGGGAAAUGUGGGAAGUCCAUGGUGUUUCAGUGAUGGUACUGUAUGUCACAUCAAUUUCUGGCAUCUGGCAGAAGUGACCCCAUGCUGGAACCAUCUGCAAAAUCUCAUUACAACUUCUUUUGUCAUCUGUCUUAUAAUUUGAUGUCAUUUCUGAAGUGACACCAAAAUAACUACCAGGCUUCUACAUAUCACUUUCAGGUGUUCACACAUAGGGGGAGUGGCUGAGAUCUCUCUUUCCCAGCAGGGGUUCUCAUGUUUUCCUCUUGGUGAUGGUGACAAGAGCAAAAUCCAUUGUUUACAGAUGUUGAGCAUGCUGGUUUGGUUUGGGCAUCCUGUGUUGUGUUUUUUUUUCUUUCUUUCCUUUUGUUAACAUUUCUGGAAUGCAUUUAAACCAUGUUGCUGUGCUCUUAUCACACUAUGAGCCCUUAUGAUAAACUGUUUUAGGUGUAAGGAAUUUUGGGGUAAUGUUCGCUUGUGCUUGAGUACGAACCCUUUAUGAAUUCUAACUAACCCUGCGCUGUGGUCCAAAAAAAACCUCCAAAUAUAGCUAUCACUGCCAACUGUGCUUUGGCAAAAUGUCGAAAUCACAAUUUAGUACUUAGCUCAUUAAAGAGUAUUUUAAGUCCCCUUGUUGAUGAAUUACUCUUAGAAAGUAAGAGUCAGGAUUAAAAAACUAAAAUCAGGAUUAAAAAACUAAAAUCACAAGUUUCCUAUUCUAAUGAGCCAUUUGAUAAGAGAAAAUUAAAAGCAGGAUGCAUAAGGAAUGGAAAAAGAUAUUAAUUUCAAGAACUGUCAAGUGAUAUAUUGCAGCAAUGCCUUUUGUGGAUGUCCUGUGAAAUUAAGAUUCACCGCCUAUGAUUUCUCCUCUGUUUAUUUUUGCACUUUUUGUGUUGCUGAAUGCAAUAUGUUCAUACUGACCGUGCUAAAUAGCAACUUAAUGUGUGUUCCGGUAAUGUUUGCAUUUGUCUAAAAAUGCGGAAAAAAAAAAAAAAAAAAAGAUAAAAAAAAAAUACAAAAAAAACCAAGAAGAAGAAGAAAAAGAAAAAAAUAAAUAAAUGGUGCCUGUACUAAAGUAUUUGUAAAAUAUG